This is a messenger RNA of Rotaria sp. Silwood1, 2442 nucleotides long. Lineage: Eukaryota; Metazoa; Rotifera; Eurotatoria; Philodinida; Philodinidae. The record is from the annotation of a GenBank genome assembly.
AUGAUUACAGUUGGCCUAUUGAUUGGUCAAUGGCAACUUGCUUUAUACGGUCUCUUGGGAACAAUUAUAUCAACAUUAACAGCAUAUAUCAUAGGACUCGACUAUGGAUCGAUUCGAGCUGGUCUCUAUGGAUAUAAUGGAUGUUUAACAGCUAUGGCUAUAGCUAAUUUCUCUUUUGGUUUUCAUUCUCCAUUAAUAAUUGGACCGAUCGUAUUGAUGAGUGCUUGUUCAACAAUUUUUCUUGUUGCUAUUGCAAAAUUAGUUGCCCUUCGAUUAGGUCUCUCACCAUUUACAUUCAGUUCACAAAUGUGUUCAUUGUUAUGGUUAUUAGGUGCAAUGAAAUUUCGAUAUUUUUUUGUAGAUGAAACACUUUUAACAUCUGGAUUAUUGAAAACAUUUAUUGAAAAACCUAUCCUGUCUAAUAUAACAAUCACUAAAUAUUCAGUUAUCGAUAUAUUUGCUGGCUUUCCUGCAAGUGUAAGUCAAGUCUAUUUUAUCAAUAAUCCUUUAACUGGUAUCAUUAUUCUUUUGGGUAUAUUAAUUUGUUCACCAAUUCUAUCAUUUUUUGCUUUAUUUGGUGCAAUAACUGGUCAAUUAUCAGCUGCUUAUCUGUUUGGACUUCCAGCAGAAACAAUCCGAAUGGGAUUUGGAGGGUAUAAUUCUGUAUUAACAUGUCAAGCACUUGGAGGAAUGUUUUUUGUUCUUAGUGGCUAUUCAAUAUGGUUUUUUACACUUUUUGGAUCUAUAAUGAGUGUUAUUGUUCAAGCUGCUAUAGCUGUUUUUUUUUCUCCUAUUGGAAUUCCUCCAUUAUUGUUACCAUCAAUAUUCAUUUCUUGGAUAUUUUGUUUAAUGGCUGAAUCAAGUAAAAAUAUGAUCGCUGUUACAUUACUAGCUGUUAGUAUACCAGAAGAUCAUUUAAGACGUUUUCAUUUAACUACCCUAGUUAAAGCAAAUUUUGGAUUUUUAAAUAAUUUAUCAACAAUACUUCAAAAAUCUCGACAUGAUAAUGACAAAUCAAUUGAAGAUCUUGCAACAAUUGAAGCGGAAUUCUUACCAAUUCUUUUAUGUUCAUAUGCUUAUCAAAAUAAUAUAAACAAUUUAAAAGCAUUAUUAAAUGAAGGAGCCGAUGUUAAUUCGACCGAUUAUGAUUUACGUAGUCCAUUGCAUUUAGCUGCUUGUGGUGGAAAAUCAGAAUUAUGUUUUUUGCUUGUUAAAAAUUUUCGAGCUAAUGUUAAUUUAGUCGAUGAAUUCGGUGGAACACCAUUAUAUGACGCUUUUUGUCAUGGAAAUUUUCAUUUAAUUCCAUUUCUUUAUGCAUGGGGUGCACGAAUGCCUGUUAGUAAAACAAAAGAAUUGGCCUUUUGUUUAUGUGCUUUUUCAUUUGAAGGUAAUUUAAAAGCAGUACAAUAUUUAGUCGCAUGUGGAGUUAAUCCGAACUUAGCAGAUUACAAUGGACGUACAGCUCUACAUUUAGCUGUUUGUGCUAAUAAUUUUUCUAUAGUAAAAUAUUUAAUUGAAGAAGGUAAAGCAUCUUUAUCAAUUCCCGAUUAUUAUAAUCAAACUCCUAUGCAAUAUGCAUUACAUCUAACAGAUAACAGUAUUGCUAAUUAUCUUCAGCAUUGUCGAGAUCAAACAUCAAAACAAAAACCAAGAAAAAUAAAUCUAUUUAUGCAAGAUAUAUCAAUUGUUGAUGAUGAUGAUAAUAAUCAAGAACAAGAAAAUAAUAAUGAAAAACCAUCUGAGAAUAUUUUAGUAACUGUUGAAGAAAGUCUUUUACCAGCAUUAUUCUGUAUGGCUGCAGCCGAAGGAGAUGUCAAACAAAUGGCUAAUUUACUUGAACAGUUUCCGGAAUUUCAUGCCGAUAGUGUUGAUUAUGAUUUUCGUUCGGCUGCACAUGUCGCUGCUGCUGAAGGUCAAUUAUGCAGUAUACAAUUUUUAUGUGAAUAUUUAUAUGCAAAAAAUCAAGAUUUAAGUUGGAUAAAACGAGAAGAUCGUUGGGGUUUUUCACCUAUUGAAGAAGCAUAUCAUUAUGGACAUUAUGACGUAGCUAAUUAUUUAAUUGAAUGCAUAAAAAGCAAUCCAAAUUUAAUUUCAUCAAAUCCAAAACAAAAUUUUAAAAUUAAACCUGCUGUAAUAUCAAUGCGUCAAUGGAAAAAAAUUCUUCAUUUUAGUGCAUUAGCAUCAAAUAAUGAAGCCGAAUUAAUUGAUGGUUUAUUAUCAACUGGAAUAUUUUCAUCAUCGGAAUCAUAUGCUGAUUAUGAUGGACGAACGCCAAUGCAUUUAGCUGCAGCUAAUGGUCACUUGAAUGUAGUUAAAGUAUUGCAACUUCAUGGUUAUGAUGGUAAAACACAAAAAGAUCGUUGGGGUAAUUCUGCAUUGGAUGAAGCACGACGAAAAAAAUUUACUGAAAUUAUUGAUAUUUUACUUGAAGAUAUUGUUUAG